AUGGACUUUCAAAGAUGGUGCACAUGGUUUCUGGCAGUAGUGGGAUUGUUUGCUUUGUUACCUUCACUUUACGAAGGAGUGCAGUGGCUAAUGAUUCGAACAAAUAUAGAGGAAACUGAUCAACGAUCUAAACCAAACCCAGCUCCAAACUCCAAGGAAUCUGUAAGAAUACCAACAGCAAAGGUUAAUGAAACAAAGAGAGAACAGAGGUUACAAAGAGAUUUCCUUUCUACCGCGCCUUCUAAAAGACUAAUAAAUACAAGGACUGAAGAAAGAACAGCCAUAACAGAAGCUGUGAGAGAGAAUAUAAAGUUAAUGGAAAGAGACCUCAUAAUUACUGAGUCUAGUCUUCUUGAUGAACUUCAAAUUGCGGAUUAUUUAACUGAAGAAGAAGUUAAGAUGAUGAAAAAUCGAUCAAGAAAAGAUCAGACUCAUCUUUUUGCCGAAAGAAUAGAACUUCUUGACAACAAAGCUUUUCUAGGAGUCCUUAAAGUUUUGGAUAAAUCUUCUUUUGGUCAUAUUGCAAAAGGAUUAGAAGAGUCCUAUGUAAAACAUCUGCCAUCGAAGUCAAGAAUUACACUCUGUCCAGUUUGUCGCAUACGAUCGGAAGUUGAUAUUAAAGAGUUGAGAUGUGACUUGAAAGAGCAAGGGUUCUUGCCCUCCACUCUAUAUAGCGAUAUCAAUAAUUGUCAAGCCGAUAAAAAUCAUCAAAAUGCAUUGUGGGAGGCACUGUUUUUCCAUCUCAGACAACUGCAGCCAAACGAAGACGUGUUGAAAAUAUUCAUCAAUUUUUUCAACACUUCUAAACAUGAAGGGCUUUACCACUAUCUUAAGCAGAACCCUCCAUUUCGCUACGUCUGCACUUGCCAUAGUGCUAAAUCAUCUUUUGAAAUAGACAGUAUGAAACUUAAAGCCUUGAGUACUGAUUCAAGCGAUGAAAGUAACACAUCCUCAGUUAAAACCUACCAAGAGCCGGAAUUUUAUUUAGAUGCUGUAAAUACAAGCAGUUCUGAAUCUGGGUCAAAAAUCAUCUAUAAAAGGAGCAGGAAAAUACCAAGAAUGCCUGCUGUUUCUAAAAACAAGCAUUGCAAUCGAGGAACAAAACGAGGAUAUCUUACAGGCCCAAACUAUGAAAAUAAAGGAAAGGGACCACAACAGAAGAACUCUAUGGAUGUAGAGGUAUCACUUCAUUUGAAUAAGAGUGGUGGGUCUACGGUUUCCCUUGACAGUAACCCAGGAUCUAACGUUCUCAACUUUUCCAAGGUACCUCCCAAGAAGAUUUGGGAAAAAGAAACAGAAUCAAAAGACACUAUUAGUGAGGCAAUGAAUUCAGUGAGUUCAGAUACAGAAGUGAAAACCAUCAACGAAACUGUUCACACGCAUUACAAAGGUCCCACAGUAUCUUCAAUUGAAUCAAUAGGGGUAUUGACUUUCAGUACAGAAGUAAAGACAAUUGGUCACCGAGACAUAUCUUGUAAGAAAAAACCAGUUGUAUCCGUGCGCCCGUACAUAACUGAAUCAGAUGUCAAUUCUGAUGGAGAAGCAAGAAAGAUCUAUACCUUCCCUGCAGAACCAUUGUUCAAAAAAUUUCCGAGAGACUCCGAAUUUGCAAAAGAAAAUGUACCUACAGCUUUUGCAAAGACUGUUAAGUCGAAAGGUUCAUCAGAAAUUUGGUAA
Messenger RNA from Saccostrea echinata, 1677 nucleotides. RefSeq lists its product as uncharacterized. The record is from RefSeq and is a predicted model, not a curated record. Lineage: Eukaryota; Metazoa; Mollusca; Bivalvia; Ostreida; Ostreidae. Bases 1 to 1677 code for a protein of 558 amino acids. The transcript has 4 exons.